Biomphalaria glabrata is the source of this 1629-nucleotide messenger RNA. Its product is annotated as collagen alpha-1(XXI) chain. Lineage: Eukaryota; Metazoa; Mollusca; Gastropoda; Planorbidae. The record is from RefSeq and is a predicted model, not a curated record. The coding region runs from base 129 to 1382 and encodes 417 amino acids. The transcript is spliced from 11 exons.
AGUCUAGUUGCUCCGAACCAGACGCGAGUGCAGUCGAACGUGACAGUUGUUCUAGUUAACCCGCAGCAGUGAGGCUAAUCUACAGGUUCACUUCACCUUUGGUGCAGCAGGUCUACGUCAAGAUAGCCAUGGGCCAGUUAACUGUCCUAGCGCUGAUCCUUUUGGUGUCACUUUGUCACGCACAAAGACGUACCGAGGAUUUCGAUGAUUACAACGAUUUUGAUACUAUUCUUGAAGAAUGCAGAGAUAAGGUUAUGGACAUUUAUUUCAUUCUGGACUCAUCAACUUCCAUCUGGAUCAAACAUUAUGAAAAACUGCCCCCGUUCGUCCAAGAUGUCAUCAACAGGUUCGAUAUUGGUAGCAGCAAAACUCGAGCUGGUGCUCUAGCUUUCAGUGUGUCAGUCCAUAACCCCGUGUUACGUAUCAAUAGAUUUUCGGACAAGGCCAGCUUAAAAAAUUACAUUACAUUGAAUAACUUCCCUUACCUGACUGGAGUGACGAACACAUAUGAAGCAAUCAGAGUUGUCAGAGAAAGUAGUGACUUUAGAAGGAAUAUAACCAAAGUGAUUGUAGUCCUUACCGAUGGCGGUUCAAGUAGUCCUGGACAGACGUACCUAGAAUCUAAUCUGGCACGUAAACAAGGCUUUUAUCUCUUUGUGGUUGGACUAGGCAUUUACUCAGACUUAUCCGAGUGGAAUUCAAUAGCAGACGACCCAGACAGAGAUUUCGUUUUUAACGGAACUAACUUCGAAUUUACAAAUUUUCUUAAAGAUGAUCUAGCAAGACGCGCGUGCAGAUUGCCACCCAAACCAAUAUUGCCAGAAUGUCAGCUAAACGAUUUUGCCACGACCGACUUAUACUUUGUUUCGGGAUCCUACUCGGCCUUGAACUCUGCUUAUCAAUACGCCACUGCGUUUGGCGAUCAAGUCAGGGGCAGACAACCAUCUCUUCGUGUCAACUACUUCUUUCAGAACUGCAGAGUUCUAGACACUUCCAUUGGCAGGGUGGAGGAGGACUGCCCAAGAAACAUACCAACCAGGCAAACACCAGUGUAUAGUCUAGUAAGUGAACUGUUGGUUGAAGCAAGGCAAGAUAGAGAUGAUAGAUUCAGUGUUAGACAAGUUGCAGUCAUCAUUCUGGACGAUGCUGCUGCUCAAUCCUUUAGAAGUUCACAAUUAGACGAGUUACAGAAUGAUGGUAUUAUUGUUAUUCUGGUGGAUCUGACUACAAGACAAUCAAUAAGUAACUUGAGAAACCAACUCCGUGACCGAGACGACUACGUCAGACCUAUCGGUCUAGAACCCAUUGCAAGGAACAUGAUAGAACGCACGUGCAUUGCUAUAAACAGUAUUGUUGAUGACGCCUAUGUGCCACCAAAUUAAAUGACGAGCAACGGAAUCAGAAAGGAUGCAGUCAGUAUAUAGAAAACAUUACAUUAUUUAAUUUGUUCUUCUCUUGGGCUUAGUGUAUAGACACUUUUUUUUCAACCUCUUUUAUAUUGUCUCAUUAUUGUUUUAUAAGACAAAAUUUGAGGCAACAUUAAAUAUAAAUAUAUUGUCUUUUAAAACUUUGAACUAAAUUCUUUCUAAACAAUUUAUUUCCUUUACAAUAAAGCAUUUUUAAAACGAG